AUGCUUGGCAUCACCAUGAUAUCCUACAGGUUUAACAUCAUGGGGGGUUACACUGAGGUCCUUCAAGCCAAAAGAGGGAUUCGACAGGGUGAUCCUCUAUCACCUCUAUUAUUUGUCCUCAUUAUGGAGUACAUGAACAGAGGUGAUGAAAUUUCAAUGAAAAUGAUGUUAGAAACUUUCAGAAAUUUCUCCAAAUCCACAGGUCUGAAGAUGAACCCUAACAAAUGCAAGAUUUAUUUUGGAGGUAUGGAUAUGCAAACUAGAACGAGGUUGAAGGAACUAUCGGGUUUCCAGGAAGGCGCACUACCUGUCAAAUACCUAGGAAUCCCUCUUACUAGCAAAAGAUUAACCAUCACCCACUUUAUGUCGUUGGUGGAUAAAAUAGUGGCUAGAAUUCAUCAUUGGUCCUCUAGGCUCCUAAGUUAUGUUGGUAGAAUACAACUAGUGAAAAGCAUAGCUUAUGCAAUGGUACAAUACUGGAUGCACUGCCUCCCUCUGCCCAAAUACGUGAUGAAAAAAAUUGAUGCAAUUUGUCGGAGCUUCAUUUGGAAAGGAAAAAAGGAUGCGAGCAGGAAGUGCCCCAUGGCGUGGAAAACCACGUGCAGGCCUGCUGCGCAAGGUGGUUUGAACAUACUAAACCUACAGAUCUAG
Molecule: messenger RNA, 651 nt
Organism: Lathyrus sativus (Indian pea)
Lineage: Eukaryota; Viridiplantae; Streptophyta; Magnoliopsida; Fabales; Fabaceae
Source: the annotation of a GenBank genome assembly